AUUGAGGAAGUGAGAAGAGGAACCAGUGCUCUGUGAAACCCUGCUAGUUUUCGAACGUUUUUGCGUUUCAAAGUCCAUGAAGUAGAUGAUAAGCAAACAUUAAAAACGUAUACGGUCUUUACCUGGUCUAAUAUGAAAAAAACUAUCUAACAAUUGAAAAAAAUGUAUGGGAAAUACCGUUACAUGCAGACGUAUCAUUAUCUUCCGGCUCUGUUAUCGACUUGUAGGACUGUCUGUAGUUUCUCUUUUUUUUCUCUACCUUGAAACGUCAUUUCAGCAAAUCCAGUAACUGGUUGUGAAACAAAAAGCAUCACACAGAAGUUUUGACCAGCCUCUCCGGUGUGUUGUUUUACGGUGGAUCUCUAGGGAAUGGCCGCGCCGCCGUCUUCGCUCCAGUUGAGUGCGAGCGAUGUGAUCCGAAAAGAGCACCUGGACGACGGAGGUUUCGGAGAGGUUUACCUGUGUUACCACGUCACCCUGGGUCAUGUAGUCAUGAAGACCAUGUAUACUGGUCCUCCUCGAAAUGAGGAGAGCAAAAGGUCCCUGCUGGAGGAAGGGAGCAUCAUGGCGAGCCUGAACCAUGAACGGGUGGUCAGGUUGCUGGGUGUCAUCAUGGAGGACCGAGACUGCUCUCUCGUCAUGGAGUUGAUGCCCAGGGGCAACUUGUUGGCCAUGCUGGAGAAGGUUAUUGUGCCCGUAUCAAUCAAAGGGAGAAUUAUCUUGGAGGUUUUGGAAGGGCUGGUGUACCUCACCGACAGAAAAGUCAUACACAAGGAUAUCAAGCCAGAAAACAUUUUAAUUGACAAAGAUUUUCACAUAAAGAUUGCGGACCUUGGCCUUGCAACCUGCAAGACAUGGAGUAAACUCUCCAAGGAGCAAUCUUACAAGAAGAGUCGAAUGGGCUUGUCAAGCAGCGCUAGGGCUGCGGGCACGCUCAGCUACAUGGCUCCCGAGCACCUAGAGAGCAUCCACGCCAUCUCCACAGAAAAGUCGGACGUCUACAGCUUUGCUAUUGUGGUUUGGGUCAUCGUCACAGGCCAAGAACCGUAUGCGAAUGCCAGGAAUGAAGAUCAAAUCAGCCAGUGCGUCCGCAAUGGCGACCGCCCGGCAUUGGACCUUAUUCCUGCCAACACACCUACAGAGAUCAUUCAGCUCAUGAAGAGAUGCUGGAUUCACAACCCGCUGCAAAGACCUACAUUUCAAGAGGGCUAUGACUUUUUUCAUGUUUUCUUCAUGACAAAGCUUCAACCUCAUGUGGAGAAAGAUUUAAUUCAUCUACGGGCUAUAUAUGAAGGCCCAGAUGAACUUGUGGACAAGAUGAAGUCUUUGUCAAUGACUGACGGAUUGUUUUCAACAGAUUGUCCAGCUUUUUUGGAGAGCACAGACAGAAGUGAAUCUGGACCGGUUGAAACAAGUAUUGAGGACAUUAAUGCUAUAUCAUCUGAGCCCAAUGUGGAUUCUUGCAUUGAGACUGAUGCCGAAGCGGCUCGAGGCUCCUCCUUGGAGAACAAACUGCAACAGGAGUUAGACUACCACAAGUAUGGCAGCUACAACUGUGGCAACCAGCCAGACUCUGUCAACAUCCAGCAACAACCCAACUCCGAUAAUCUCCUACAUCAUAUGGUCCGCCAGCCGGAACAAAACACACCUUUUGUGUCCUCUGUCCAUUCCUGGACAAAAGCGGAACCUGUGCAACCAAGCAGCCAGGAUGAUGCCCGGUAUCAUCCCGCUCGUCUCAAUGAGUCGAUGACCGCGUACGUGCCGAGGCCAUCCCCCUUGCCGAUAUCUGCCAGCAUCCCUUCUGUACCACAGUAUAAUCAGCAACAUCCAGAUUCCCACUAUACACGACAACAGUCUUGGCCUGCUUCCUCAUUGACGCAAACUACGUCCCUGGACUUGACUUCUGGGUACCCCACCAACAUUAAGGGCGGCAUCGCACAAGAUUCAGGACCUCUUUACAUUUGCAAUGCCAGGGGGAUCCAGAUCGGCAACUUUAACAGCCUGAAUAUUCUCAACCAUGAUUCCCUUCAAGGUGUUACAUGUCUUCCUGGGAACAUGUGGACAAGUUCACAGCUCAAAGAAGGAAUCCAGAAAUAUGAGGACCACCCCGUGACAGUAGAGCACUUGGAUGUGCUGAAGAAAAACAUUGGCGCCAAGUGGAAGUGUUACGCACGCCGCCUGGGUUUGAGCGAUGUGGAAAUAGACACCAUUGAACACGACUUCUUCCUGGACGGCCUGCCUGAGAUGGUGCAUCAGACGCUGCACCACUGGAAAAUGAAGGAAGGGAGUAUUGGCUGCACAGUUGGGAAGCUUUGUCGCGCUCUCGAAGGCGUCAUUGAUGUUCACGUCAUUCAGAAAAUGCUCAUCAUAUGUGGUUACAAUUCCUAGAUUCAAUGGAACUCUCUUCUCUUUCAAUGAAGAUUUGCCAAAGUCUCUUUUUAAAAACUGCUUUUCGGAAAUAUAAAAGUUUGUCAUAGUCAACAUCAAGUCUUGUUUGCAACCGUGUGGAAAAUGUAUCAAAUGGGUCAACGUCAAAACUAAAAAUUGAAAUGUAAUCAGUUAAACCCAUUCAAAUUUACAUGUGUAAAUGUAACAUUGCCUUGUUAAACUGCACAUAUGUAUGUAGAAGAAAUCUUGGUCAGAACUUACAGGAAAAAAAAAUAAUUCUAUUUCAAUAAGAGUUGUGUGUAUAUGUCCCAAUUUCCGUUUUUCCACGAACUGCAAAAUUCAAACCUUUCACUCUCCCUAAGAAAAGUCUGAGCUGCUUCCAACCUUUCUGCCCAUCUUUGGUAUUUUUUAUUUGGUCCUUGUGAAGGAGCUGCCAAUGCCCCACCUACACACUGUCAUGUUUUUUAUUUGUGUAUAUAGUUUUCUUCUGUUAUUCAUACAUAAACAUUGUGGUUAGUACUUUAGUCAUAUUAGUCAUUAUUACAUUUGUUUAAGUUUAAGGUUAAUUGCCACUUUAGUUAGUUUUUUUUCAUAUAGAAGUCAUUGGUUUUGUUUUUCCUUUCUUUGAGGUGAUUGGUUGCGGCACGAGCAUGGAGGCAUACCCAUGUGAGUGCAGGCCAGAUGCAUAGCAUCACCUGGAUUGGACUCUCCCAAGUGUCACCUGGAGGAGGGGGGGUUAACUCGGUAGUUUCUUGGUAAAAGGUAGUUAAAUGGAACAUUCAUUCAUUUUCUACCGCUUAUCCUCACAAGGGUCGCGGGGGUGCUGGAGCCUAUCCCAGCUGUCCUCGGGCGAGAGGCGGGGUACACCCUGGACUGGUCGCCAGCCAAUCACAGGGCACAUAUAGACAAACAACCAUUCACACUCACAUUCAUACCUAUGGACAAUUUGGAGUCGCCAAUUAACCUAGCAUGUUUUUGGAAUGUGGGAGGAAACCGGAGUACCCGGAGAAAACCCACACAUGCACGGAGAGAACAUGCAAACUCCACACAGAGAUGGCCGAGGGUGGAAUUGAACUCUGGUCUCCUAGCUGUGAGGUCUGCGCGCUAACCACUCGACCGCCAUACCGCCCUAAAUGGAACAUAGUGGUUAAAAUAUACACAGAAAUUAAAACUGAAAUGUCGUAAUAUUGAAAUGCUUUUGUAACCUAAAGGGUGUUGAAAAUGUAAAUAUGGUACCUUUUAUAGAAAUUGCCUCACCUUCUCAUUGGGGAUUUAUGGUUGGAUUUAGGGGGCAAGCCUGUUGUGUGUGCUGGGGGAAAUACUGCUGGACUGUCUGGUAGAAUAAACCUGAAGAGCUCUCAACCUCCUGGUCUGGUGUACUUUUCAGAGGCUAUGGCUAUCCUGGGCUAGUAAGAGGCCAUUUUCCCCCAACUAAAAUCUUACAGUCUUGCUGAGUUUUAUAAUCACACUGCCUUUUUAAAUUAAAAUUUGAAUGAAAGUUUGGUGUGAAAUGAAAUUUUACACAGUAUACAGGUAUGUUUUAGUAUAUCUCAAUCCCACAGCUUUGGUGUUCCCCAGGGUUUAGCUUUCAGUACCUUGUAAUUGUCAAUCUACAUGCUAAUAUUCAACUGGGAUAUUAGAAUUAUAAGGGAAGAUGUCCAAUGAAAUUGUGUGAAAUGCAACUUUUCUCCAACGAAUGUAGCACAAAAAUGUUGAGUUCUGAUAAAUCUGAUAUGAUAUGCAGAUUGUUUUUAAAACACUGCCACUGCCAUAUGACAAAUCAAUAAAGUCCAUAUACUGUAUCAUCUGUUGGC
Doryrhamphus excisus (bluestripe pipefish) is the source of this 4202-nucleotide messenger RNA. RefSeq names its product receptor (TNFRSF)-interacting serine-threonine kinase 1, like (gene ripk1l). Gene Ontology annotation, biological process: protein phosphorylation; signal transduction. Lineage: Eukaryota; Metazoa; Chordata; Actinopteri; Syngnathiformes; Syngnathidae. Gene Ontology annotation, molecular function: JUN kinase kinase kinase activity; protein binding; ATP binding. The record is from RefSeq and is a predicted model, not a curated record.